Messenger RNA from Alligator sinensis (Chinese alligator), 1118 nucleotides. It is a transcript of the gene TNFSF8, whose product is annotated as TNF superfamily member 8. Gene Ontology annotation, molecular function: tumor necrosis factor receptor binding. The record is from RefSeq and is a predicted model, not a curated record. Bases 21 to 722 code for a protein of 233 amino acids. Gene Ontology annotation, biological process: immune response; CD8-positive, alpha-beta T cell differentiation. The transcript has 4 exons. Gene Ontology annotation, cellular component: membrane. NCBI's taxonomy places the organism in Eukaryota, Metazoa, Chordata, Crocodylia, Alligatoridae.
ACACUGAAGACUAUAUAAGAAUGUGCUCACCACAAGAGCAAACAUUUUUCCAGGUGAAUGACUCUCAUGAAGCAGCCAUAAAGAUGACUGAAGACUCUGUUUCAAGGAGACCUGUGGCCACUAACAAAUCAUAUUUCUAUUUCACCACUGCUUUCCUCUCUGUCUGCCUCGUGUUUGCCCUAGCAACCAUCAUGAUCUUAAUCGUUCAGAAGACGGGGCCUACUCCUGAAAAGCCAGGCAAUACACUUCAUUUUGUGGGAGGAAAUGAUUCAGAACUCUUUUUAAGAAUCCUAAAGAAUGUUCCAUUUAAGACGGCUGCUGCAUACAUGAGAGCAUUAAAACCAAAUAACACAGAGCUGAAAUGGACUGAGUAUGGUGUUCGUCAAGAUAUCCAGAUCCACGAAGGGAUUCCAGUGAUCCAGACACAGGGCCUUUACUUGAUCUUUUGCCACUUGAACUUUAAUAUACACAACUGCUCAGGCGACACAAUAGACAUAAAACUGCAGAUGUUUGUGAACGGUGAUCCCAGAAGGCAAACAAUAGACACGCUGUGUACAUCAAAUGAGGUCUCUAAAAGGAUUUACAAGGAGUUCUUUCAACUUUUUCUGGAGUACCUAAAUGUGAAUGACCGAAUAUCAGUACAAAUUGAUAAGUACCAGUAUUUGGAUUUUGCUGUUCUUCCCAAUGAAAAUGUUCUUGGGGUCUUCAGGUACAGUAAUUAAUAUAAUGUGAGGAUUGCCUUAUUUCCUCAUUACGGCUCAGAACAUCAAUAACUUGACUCUGGACAAUACCUUAUUUAAAUUGACACAUUUUACUUCAUCACUAGGGUAAACAAGGAACUUUCAACAUGAAAUCAAAAAACACUGCAAAGCAUGAUCCUGAUAGAUGCAGUAAGACACUGAACUUUCUCAGGGUGGGAUUGCCCUGCUAUAAAAAACAAAAAACCCACCUAUUAUUACAAGACUGUCUGGCAGGAAUGAGACUAUCAAAUAACCGACAAGCAAGGCAAUGAUUCCCUAAAGCAACCUUACAUAAAAACAAACAGGCAAAAUCCCAACCAGACUCUAAAAACAAUGUUCCAUGUUGAGAUUAAUCUGCUAUCUUCCAUGCAAAGAAAA